Molecule: messenger RNA, 987 nt
Organism: Trichomonas vaginalis G3
Lineage: Eukaryota; Parabasalia; Trichomonadida; Trichomonadidae
Product: glycosyltransferase family
Exons: 1
Coding region: 1-987 (328 amino acids)
Molecular function (GO): glycosyltransferase activity
Source: RefSeq, a predicted model, not a curated record
AUGGAAGACAUAUUUGUCCAAAGAAGGAUGAUAGUUAAAAAUGAUACAAUUGUCAGAACAUUAUGCUUUGGAAAAGCAGUUGCUAAAAACUCGAUCAAACCAAAUACACAGGCAUACGAGGAAAUGGUCUAUGUCUAUCAAUUUUGGAACAUGUUUGGCCAUAAUAUUGAAGAUUAUGUAGCCGCUUUAAUGUUUGUUCCAAAAGAAUUAAACGACAGAGGCUUCUUUGUUCUCACGCCACCUUGUUGCACAAAUAUAACAUACCAAAUCGCUAGAUACUUAGGAAUAAAUGUCACUUUUGUAACCAUACGUGAUGAAAGGCGCGAGCAAAUAUUUGCCAAGAAACUAUGGAUCAUCACUUCAAGAGAGCUUGGCCACGGCUACGCAAGUGGAGGUUUUCAUAGAAUGCGGGCUAUAAUUUUCCAAAAAGAAGAGUACAAGAAAAUCAAACCAGAAAGAUACGUUGUUGUUAACAGGCCUCCUCGAUCAAGGCGAUUCUUUGAUGAUGCAAACAAACUUGUCAAAAUUUUGAAUGAAAAUACAACUCUUGAAAAAGGUUGUCAAUGGGUGAGGGAUGAUAAAUCGUAUGGUAUUCCUUUUUCGGAUAUGAUCAAAUACUGGAUGUCAUUAAAAGUCCUUGUUACCGUUCAAGGAUCUGGAAUUUACAACGGAAUAUUUAUGCAUGAGAAUACAGGUAUGUGUUUAUUGUUUUGUGACAUUGUUGACACUCCAAAUCUUCAACUUUGUACGCAUCUACACAUAUUUACAAUCGGAGUGAUUCAUCCUGGACGACCAAUCCUUUCUUACAAGGCUCAACCAACAAAUUACACUGACAUGGUCACAUACACACAGAGAGUUGUUGAUGCUGUUUAUAACGGACAUUGGACAAGUCUCGACGGAUUAAGAGGAUUUCUAAAUGCUUCGUAUCCUGUAACAAAUGCAACUUAUUUCCUCUAUAACUAUAAGGAAUAUGCGAGACACUGGUAA